Messenger RNA from Closterium sp. Naga37s-1, 4050 nucleotides. NCBI's taxonomy places the organism in Eukaryota, Viridiplantae, Streptophyta, Zygnematophyceae, Desmidiales, Closteriaceae. The record is from the annotation of a GenBank genome assembly.
AUGGCGAGUCGCGGCGGCAGCAAGCCCGGCAGGGAGAGCAAGGGCGAGAAGGGCAACAAGGACCUCGCCGUGACCGCCGCCGCGAUUGACGCGGCGAUGGAGACGCCGCUUUUGGCGGAGGAGGAGGAGGACGAGCUGGAGAUGGCGAAGGCGUGGAAGGCGGUGGAGGCGGUGCGGGUCAGCGCGGAUCUGCCGGCGGCGGCGAAGCAGCUCAUCACGCUGCUGCGCCGCGUCGACCAGAACGGCCGGCUGUACGCCGGGCCGGCCGUUAAGGACGCCAUUAGGAGGUACGAGCAGUGCUGGCUGCGCAUGGCGUACGGGCAGACGGACGACGUCAUGCGGACUCUACAGCCGCCGCUGGACGUGCAGUGGGUGUGGCUUGUGCACCGCCUCAACCCGGUACGUGUCUCCUGCUCCUCCCUCCUUCCUUUCUUGUGCCACCAAAUCACAUGCUCUUUGCUCGCUGCAACCACUGCUGGACGUGCAGUGGGUGUGGCUCGUGCACCGCCUCAACCCCGUACGUGUCUCCUGCUCCUCCCUCCUUCCUUUCUUGUGCCACCAAAUCACAUGCUCUUUGCUCGCUGCAACCACUGCUGGACGUGCAGUGGGUGUGGCUUGUGCACCGCCUCAACCCCGUACGUGUCUCCUGCUCCUCCCUCCUUCCUUUCUUGUGCCACCAAAUCACAUGCUCUUUGCUCGCUGCAACCACUGCUGGACGUGCAGUGGGUGUGGCUCGUGCACCGCCUCAACCCCGUACGUGUCUCCUGCUCCUCCCUCCUUCCUUUCUUGUGCCACCAAAUCACAUGCUCUUUGCUCGCUGCAACCACUGCUGGACGUGCAGUGGGUGUGGCUUGUGCACCGCCUCAACCCCGUACGUGUCUCCUGCUCCUCCCUCCUUCCUUUCUUGUGCCACCAAAUCACAUGCUCUUUGCUCGCUGCAACCACUGCUGGACGUGCAGUGGGUGUGGCUCGUGCACCGCCUCAACCCGGUACGUGCUCCGUGCUCCCCGCUCCCCCCGUGCCUUUUCCCGCUCUGCUUCCCUGUCCCGUUUGUUCCCCCCUCCCCGUUUCUACAUGCCACUGGCUGGAAAAGCCUCUGUCCAUCCGCCCAGCCUCCAUGCGCCCUCCACCCCUCCUGCCCUCCUAUCCCAGGAGGCGUAUGCAGAGGACUGCAGCACCAUUCUGGGCCGCCUGUUAGACGGGGCGAUAUUCGACCCGGAUGACGACGAUGUGGGCAGUGAGAGCGCGCGGGGGGAGGCAGCAGCCACUGCCGCGUGCAGGGCGCUUUGGGAGGAGCUCUUCCCCUUGGAGCCCUACGACCCCCCUGCUCUUGCUGCUCCUGCUGUUGCCGCUCCUGCUGCUGGGGAUGAUGAUGUUGCAGGUGCGGCUGGUGCUGGGGAGGAGAGGGACGAGGGGAGUGGUGCAGCGGAAGGAGACGGUGCAGCAGCUACAGCUGAUGAUGCUGCUGCUGCUGCUGGUGAUGGUGGGGGUGAUGGGGCGGAGAGGCAGGGGAAUGGAGCAGCAGCAGCGCCAGAUGCAGCAGCAGCGGCAGUGGUGCCACCAGCUCUGCCCCCCUCCCUCCCUUCGGAGCUAACUUAUGACCUCGAGGCCGCAAUAGCGCGCCAGAGCAGCUUCUUCUACCAGGUGGACCGGCCGUGGAUGCUAGAGAGGCAGUACCUACAGGGCUCGCUGCAGCGCUACCGCAUGUUCCUUAACCUCGUCAUGCUCAACCGAGGGGCGUUCCUCACCCCCACCUAUGACAUCGACCUGCUGUGGCACGCUCACAUGAUGUGUGUAGCAGCAUACACCAAGGACAGUGACUGGCUGCUCAGCCGCCUGCUAGGCCACGACGAUUCCGAUGCCAUGCCAGUGGCAGCAGCCACAGCAGCAGCCUCUUCUACCUCCAACACAAUCGACAGCAACACUCGCAAGCGCCUCGAGUGGGCCUACCGAGCCACCGCGCAGCUCUGGGACCGAACCUACGGCUCCCCGUUCGACCGCGCCGGAGCUAUGUUCCGAGGCCCGGCGCCCGUGCCUAUCCCGCCGCCGCCGCUCGUGGCGCCGAGACGGGUCUUGCCUCUGGAAGGAGGGGAGGGGGAGUUUACGGUUGCAGAGUUGAAUGCAGGGAGAGGGUUGGAGCCGCGGAUGACUGUAGAGGUGGAUUUCAUGGUCUGGGGUUUGCUCAAUUUCCAUCCCGACAAGCCCGAGAAUCUCUUUCUCAUGAUCCGGACGAAACGCGCCGCCCACGAUUUCUCGCUGCGCACGCGCUCGCUGCCCGCCCGCCCGGGCUGCCGCCCGCCAGCCUGGCGGCAACGGUGGGCGCUGGAAGCUGAGGUGGCAACAGGAGGAUUGCAAUUUGAAUUAAGAGCUGAAUCAGGGACUUUCUGGGGGGGGUUGUGGGGUCCGAGAUUGGUGGGGAGUGGAGGUAUUACCUGGGAGGAGGUGUUAUCCCGCCCGGCUCUACUGGUUGAUAGACAGGUGGCGCUGGCCCCUGUUGAUCUGCUCACUGCUGUGGGGAUCAGAGGGGAGGCGGAUGGGGGCGCAGGGGGAACGGGAGGGGGAGGGGGGAAUAAAGCAGCAGGCGGGUCGGGGGGAGCCGAUGGAUCGGGGGGAGGCGGGGGGACAGGGGGGGGAGCGGGGGCGCUGGUGGUGAGUGGGGGAGGGGGGAAGGCAAGUGAGUUGCCGCGGGUGCAUGUGGCGGUGUCGCUCACCCCCCCCACAGCGGCGCCUUACCUGCUGCGGACGGUGUUCAUGAGAGGCACGGAUGACAACGGUUCCAUGAUCUGCGAAGAAAUUGCCGUGCAGCGCGACUUUCGUCCCCAGGUGGGUGAAGGUGCGAGGUGGGUUGGUGAGGUGUGGGUGCGAGCUCAUGUGAGUACGGGCGAUGGGGAUUGCGCACGGGACAACCACGAGGACAAGGAGGCAGCUCUCUUUCUUCUGUCAACGCUUGUCUUCUGGUUCUCCCACCUCCCUCCGCUCCACCCUUUCUCCCCCAUCAGUACGGGUGGUGGGGGUUGCGCAUGGGGUACAACCACGAGGACAAGGAGUGCCCUCCCUUACACCAGCUCUCUUUCUCCAAUCUCUUGUUCUCUCACCUUCCUCCGCCCCCACCCUUUCUUCCCCCACCAGUACGGGCGGUGGGGGUCACGCACGGUAUACAACCACGAGGACAAGGAGGUGUUUGUCAUCCGCAAGAGGGUGGCCAAGGGCACGUGGCAUGCUCGCUAUCGGCCCAUUCCUGUGGAGCCAAAAGAAAAAGUCAUUCUGUUGCACCAGGGUGGGUGGCGUUAUAUCGAGACCGACCCUGUCCCCCUACCCGAGCCAGAGCCGCCGCACCUGCGGGUGGGGGUGGUUCGGGGGCCAGUGGUGGCGCAGGCGGUGCCACAGGCGUCGGAUGACUAUGAUCAAAUCCAACGGUUCUGCUUGCUCGACUGCCUUCCCAACGGCCGCACCGCCACUGUCACCAUCGAGCGCCGACGCGACGCCACGAUAUUCAUACAGGGGAUACAGCUGACACUAGAGGAGGAGGGGAACAGUCGGGUGCUGCUCCUGCCAGGUCGUCACCACAAGUACAAGGUACCAGGAGCCCCUUCAGUAGAAGACCUGGGCUUCGCCACGCUCAUCCGCUUCCCCCCAGACGCCCCUCACGGCCGCGCCACGGCCCUACUCAACUGGAAGGGAGCAGCCAUGGAGGUAGCACCAGACGAAUCCGUGCCCCUCGUGCUGCUGCUCUGCACCUGCCUCUCUGAGGCUAUCAAUGACAUGGCGGGAAUCAACCGCGUCAGAAGGUUCCGGCGCCUGCCAUUGGCCGAUCCCGAUCCAGCCAAUCACUGGGGCGCGCUGAGCAUAUCAAGGGAUACCGUCGGCGGGGCGGCAGCAGCGGCGGCGGCUAAGAAUGGGGAGGAGGAGUUUUCGUUUUCGAGUGUGGAGAUGAGUCGGCAGAAGUGGUGGAAUAGGAGGCCGCUGCGGUUUGCAGUGGGGGCUGGGAGCUGUGGUGCUGGUGCCUGUGGUCCGAGCUGCACUGGCCCUGUUGAUAUCUUCAGUGGGUGA